AACUCCUGGAUAUGGAAGGACUCUCUGGCGUCAAGAUCCUCCUGCUCUGGGCUCAGAUCAUCGCUAUGGUCAACUGUCAAGGAUCUCCAACUCCAAAAGCCCCUCCACCUCCACCUCCAGAGUGUUUUUACAAUGUCACAGCCAUCCAGUUUGGCUUCCAGGUUGACAUGUUGAACUUUACCCCCGCCAACUACAACGUCAACAUUAAAGAAGAGGGCCGACCAGGCAAACCCAUCGUUCAGUCCUUCAAUCAAAAAUCACAUAAAAUCCCACAUCUGAAGCCCUGUACUGAAUAUAAGCUUAAUGUGACAUUCAUCGAUAACGCUGGCAAAGCAACACCCUGUAAACACAUUGAAAAUAGAACUAUGACACUGACACUGAAUAUGACUCAAACUGAAGUUGAAGAAGGCAGCUGCAUGCCUGGAUAUGUUUGUUACCGGAGUAACUGGGACAUCAGCUCUUCACUCUCAACAAAAAAUUAUAUUCCAGCUAUGCCAUGCAAAAGCAGCAAUACGGAGUUCUGCAUCAAACCUGGUUACAAUGACAUAUGCACAAAUUUAACUACAAGCUUCACUUCAGAAAAGUGUGGGGCUUUCUUUCACCUCACCAAAGACAUCACUGUUGGUUUCUUAGAUCCAAGUGAAAUAACUCAGACAGGUCCAACUGAACUUCCUGCAAAAAUUGAACCAAAUUUACCUUCAAACUGCAGCAAUCUCACCAUUGAUUACACCUGUCAGGAAGCUUAUGAACUCAACACCAAGAAACUGUCUGAUCUGGAGCCCUUCACAGACUACAGCUGUACUGGUCAGAUCAAGAAAAACAAUGUCCCCGUAAAAAACAAGACUGCUUUCAAAGUCAGGAUUGACUGUGAUCUUACAAUAAGCUUCACACAGAAAACUGUCACCAACACCUCCAUUCAGUUGAGAUGGGACACGACCAGUAAGAAGUGUGGAGCUGUCCUUCCUGAUCUUAAGAAGCUUUCUUAUGCCUGCAGCUGUAGCCCUCACUACAAUCAGAAACAAAAUAUUCUAGCUAACGUGAAACCGCCAGGACGAGCAUGUAAAAUUGAAGGACUGGAACCAUUUACCACCUAUAACUGUGACGUCCAAACCAAAUACAACAACAAGACAGUUACCCAAACAACUCCAGUUCAUAUCCAAACUGAGGCGGGAAUACCAGACGCUAUCACUUCACUGAAGGUGAAUCAUCCAGAACAUAACGUGAUAAGAGUAACUUGUUCUUAUGGAAAACGUUGGAAUGGGCCUAAGAAGACAUACAUUGCACUUCUUUAUAACGGUGGUGUCAAGACUAAUGAGCUUGAAAACGGAAAGUGCGAUUUUGAAUUCAAAGAUCUAAGCUACUCAACAGAAUAUAGACUGGAGCUGACUGUUUUUAAUGGAUAUCAUCGGAGCGAGCCCAAGAAAGACACUGUUUUCACUUCCUAUAAUGACAAAGCUGUCAUUGGGUUUCUGGUCUUCCUUAUCAUCCUUACAUCUGUGGCUCUGCUUUUGGUCGUCUACAAGAUUUACAUUCUGAAGCACAGAAAGUCCAGAAAGGUAGCGAAUGAAGACGUGAUGCUUGAACUAGAAGCCAGUGAGUAG
Molecule: messenger RNA, 1601 nt
Organism: Anoplopoma fimbria (sablefish)
Lineage: Eukaryota; Metazoa; Chordata; Actinopteri; Perciformes; Anoplopomatidae
Product: receptor-type tyrosine-protein phosphatase C-like
Exons: 13
Coding region: 12-1601 (529 amino acids)
Molecular function (GO): protein binding
Source: RefSeq, a predicted model, not a curated record